GAUCAGGAAACAGUUGUUCUCUCGCAGACAGUUGAAGAAUUUUGGAGCAAACUUACACAUGUAAACAAGCACACUGGAUAAAGCAUCUGAAAAAAUAAUCCAUCUGGUGCCAGAGUGAAUCAGGAAGGCAGGGAAACAAGAAGCAUCAUCAUGGCCUGCAUUUUUGGAGACGUCACAAAGAUCGAUACGACUGGGGCAUCUGAAAAAACAGCUAAGCAGGACAAACUCACUAUAAAAGGGCCGGACGCCUCGUAUAAACUGGCUGAGCAUGAUCUGAGGAAGAUGGAGCAGUACAAGAACAUCAUCACCAAAGUUGGCAGAGCUAAGCAGAUGGACCCAGCUGUGAUCGCAGGCAUCAUAUCCAGAGAGUCAAGGGCUGGAGCAAUUCUUGUGAAUGGCUGGGGAGACCAUGGCAAUGGCUUUGGACUCAUGCAGGUUGACAAGCGCCAUCACACUCCUAAGGGAGCCUGGAACAGCGAGGAGCAUGUCACUCAAGGCACCGAAAUUCUAAUACAAUCCAUUAAAGAUAUUCAAAAGAAAUUCCCCAGCUGGCCCAAGGAGCACCAAUUUAAAGGAGGAAUCUCAGCCUACAAUGCAGGCCCAGGAAACGUCCGCUCGUAUGACCGCAUGGACAUUGGCACCCCAGGAGAUGAUUAUGCCAAUGAUGUGGUGGCCCGGGCUCAGUGGUUUAAACGCAAUGGCUAUUAAGCAAUAUUUGUUUUUCACCUUUACCACUGCAUAACUGCUAUGUUCUUUGCACAUGUAUUUUUCAAGAUAUAGAUUACAGUGCCUAGAAGCCUAUACUUAAGAAUCUUAUAAAGUGACAGACCUGUUUGCAACUUUUGUAGCAACUCUCCUUGCAAUGCUCAAAUAAACGCUUGUGCUAUGUGAA
Messenger RNA from Pangasianodon hypophthalmus (striped catfish), 892 nucleotides. RefSeq names its product lysozyme g. Gene Ontology annotation, cellular component: extracellular region. Gene Ontology annotation, molecular function: lysozyme activity. Lineage: Eukaryota; Metazoa; Chordata; Actinopteri; Siluriformes; Pangasiidae. The coding region runs from base 151 to 708 and encodes 185 amino acids. The record is from RefSeq and is a predicted model, not a curated record. The transcript has 6 exons. Gene Ontology annotation, biological process: peptidoglycan catabolic process; defense response to Gram-positive bacterium.